This is a messenger RNA of Trichogramma pretiosum, 2813 nucleotides long. RefSeq names its product solute carrier family 35 member F2-like. Gene Ontology annotation, biological process: transmembrane transport. The transcript is spliced from 7 exons. Gene Ontology annotation, molecular function: transmembrane transporter activity. Gene Ontology annotation, cellular component: membrane. Bases 208 to 1650 code for a protein of 480 amino acids. Lineage: Eukaryota; Metazoa; Arthropoda; Insecta; Hymenoptera; Trichogrammatidae. The record is from RefSeq and is a predicted model, not a curated record.
AUCGCUACUGUCCCUGUGUCGCGUCGUCGUCGUCGUCGUCGUCGUCCUCGUCGGUCCUAAUUGUGUCGAAAUCGCGCGAGUGAUACCUAUCGCGUACCAACGACGGCGCGACGAGUCAUCGAGGUUUCGCGGCAGAUAAAAGUCUCCGAGUGAGGUGCGGUGCGGUCCGUGGGCGCGCGCGCGGGGGCGGACGGACGCGUCAACGGCAUGGGAGUUCCACCCGUGGCUGCCGUGCGCUUCGGCCAGCCGACGUCGCAGCAGUACAACAAUCAAUCCUCGUCGAGGUCCGCUGCCGCCAACAGCCAUGGUGCCGCCGGUGGCGGCUGCUCGGCCUCGUCCAGGCGCAGCAGCGGCAACGGCAAGCUCGGAUUGUGCGACAAGAUCGAGAAUUACGUCGCCGAAUUGGGCCACUGGGCGGUAUGGAGGGCAAUAAUAAUAGGCCAGUUCUUGUCGCUGGUGCUCUGCUUCAUGACUCUGCUCAACCACCAGAUCAAUACGGCCUAUCAAAUCAACCUACCAACCGCUCAAAAUCUUCCUCACUACGUUAUGAUGCUGCUGGUCUACACGACCUGGAUGUCUUGUCGUGGCGCCGGCAACGGCCUGUUCUCCGUUCUGCGCGCUCGCGGCUGGCGAUACCUCCUCUUGGCGCUGAUCGACGUCGAAGCCAACACGCUCAUCGCGGCGUCCCAUCAGUUCACCAGUCUCGCCAGUGUCCAGCUGCUGGACUGCGUGGCGAUACCCGUGGCACUGGCUCUGUCCUGUCUGGUCCUCGGGGUGCGCUACCGCAUGGUCCACAUCGUCGGCGUGUCGAUCUGCCUCAUGGGCGUGGGCUGCCUCGUCUGGGCCGGCAUCGAGGAGAGCAAAGACCCCGGGACGGCGCCGGCCGGCAAGAAUCAGCUGGUCGGCGACAUGCUCUGUCUCGGUGGCGCGGUGCUCUUCUCCAUCAUCACGGUGCUGCAGGAGCUCACCGUCAAGUCCGUCGACAUAAUCGAGUAUCUGGGCAUGAUGGGCUUCUUCGGCACGAUAAUCUGCGGAUCGCAAGUUGCCGUACUGGAACGCGUGCAGCUCGAGGCGUUCCAGUACGAGAACGUCCUGCUGAUCUCGUUCCUCGUCAUCUACUGCAUCACUCAGUUCGUCUUUUACUCGCUCAUACCGGUGGUACUGUACGAAACCGGUGCCACGUCGCUCCAGCUCACCCUGCUCACGGCCGACUUCUUCAACAUUCUCCUCGGCAUGCUCAUACAUCAGUAUAAGUUCCACGUGCUCUACUUCCUGUCGUACGUCCUCGUCAUGACCGGCAUCUACACCUACGCUAUCAAGCGCACCCCCAUGUCGACGAGCACGAGAAGGCCGCCCCACUCCGAGCCCACGGCUCCGGAUUACAGUGACAUUAUUUUAAGACACAUGGCGUAUCCGGGCAUCGGCGAGGUCGAGCUCUGCAACUCGGGCACCCUGGACAACGUGCACGGCGGCCUCGUCGGGCGCAGCUCCACCCUGGGCAGCGAGCGCGAGUCCCUGCCGCUGAGCGUCAGCUCGGACACGGCCUUCACCUCGUUCUACGGCAGCCAGGGCAAUCUCAAGCCGUCGCGCUCGACGGCGCGCAUCCCCUCCGCGACGAAUCUCCACGACGGCAGCAUGCGCAGCUCCUGAUCGGGCGAGCCCCUGCCGCAUAGGUAGAGAAUGUCCGACCGGGACAGGUACUACGUCUAAGAAGAGGACUGCCACGACGGGCCGCAUCGAGAAAAUGUCGACGAGACUUUGAGCUAAUAAAUUAGCCGUAUACCGAUGAGGGGUGGUUGAUGCUACGUUGCGUAUGGAUUAUUAUAUGUGUAAUACUCGCUGUAUCGUAUUGGAAAAGUGGCUGCGAAGUUCUUUCAUUUUCUUUUGAUUCUUCUUUCAUGAUAUUGUUGAUUGAUUGUUGUUCUUUCAAACGAGUAUAGAAAAAUAUAUCAAAAUGUUGACUAUGUUUGUGCAAUGUUUAAUAUUGGUUCAAGAUCAAGUAGAGCACACGAGUACUUUUCUUUUCAUCGAACGUUAAGUUGGGUUAUUACAACCCUCGACAAGGAUAUUGUUAACAAAAAACAAAUAUGCUAUAAGGGGAACAAUAAAUGGCCUAUUAAUGGCCUAAUAUAGAGAAGAAAAAAAAGUUCAUAACGUUUUUCUCGUACAACGCCUCGUAUUAAUUACAUGCGGGCGCUAGAUAGAUUUCGUAUGAUUUUUCAAGCGCACACGCCUCUGAAGCUUUUUACUUUGCGAGCCGAGAGGAUAUAAAAUUUAUACGUGUAAGCUAGAGAAUAGCCAAAAUGUUUUUUCAGUGGAAAAUUUGUAGAUGACUAAUACGAAUAUUUAACUGGAACGAUGUUUCAAGGAAUUAAUUGAGACUUCUGAACAUUUUCUAGCCACUAACACUAUACAAUAAUUCUAGCGAACUUUUCUAUUGUCUUUUUUUUUUUGGAAAAAUUUUUGUUUUGAAAUAGAAUAAACAAACUCUAAUGAACUUUUUACAAUAAAAAUAUAUCUUUCAAGGGCCAAGAACUUUUCCACUUUUUUAUCAGGCAUCCAAAAUAAAAUAUCAAUGAAGAAAAUUUUCUUGUGCCAAAUGAUGAAAUCUAUGAAAAAAAAAAAAAAAAUUAGCCAUAGGAAUGAAAAUCGUAGGUGCUUGUACGCUUUAGGAGAUGAAAUAUUCCCACUACUCUUCAACAACAGUGAUCGAACAAGAAUAAACAACAUUUUCGUCUUUUUAUACAUAAAAAAAUAGAUGUCAAAAACCUAAACGGUCUAAAUUUUUUCUAUCAUACGCAAUGAAUAUUAUA